Messenger RNA from Eimeria necatrix, 1374 nucleotides. RefSeq lists its product as hypothetical. Gene Ontology annotation, cellular component: dynein complex. Gene Ontology annotation, molecular function: minus-end-directed microtubule motor activity; dynein light intermediate chain binding; ATP hydrolysis activity. Gene Ontology annotation, biological process: microtubule-based movement. Lineage: Eukaryota; Apicomplexa; Conoidasida; Eucoccidiorida; Eimeriidae. The transcript is spliced from 5 exons. Bases 1 to 1374 code for a protein of 457 amino acids. The record is from RefSeq and is a predicted model, not a curated record.
AUGUCGCUCCUAUCUGCACUUGGUUCAGGACUUUUGGGCGACCUAUUUCCUGGAGUUGAGCCACCACCGCAGACUGAUGCUGUUUUCUCUGAGACUGUAGUCAAGGUGUGCAGUGACAUGGGCUUGACAGUCAACAAAGUUCUCUCGUUAAAAGCUUUACAAAUGCGAGACCUGCUUGCCAUUAGAAUGUGCAUCUUCGUCAUGGGGAGGCCAGCGUCUGGGAAAAGCACAGUGUGGAAAGUGCUUGCAAAGGCUCAAGAUGCUCUCGGAAGCAAAACCACCGUAGUCGACAUCAACCCGAAAUCAGUAAACACAGAUGAGCUUUACGGGUUUGUUAAAAUGUCAACGAGAGAAUGGCAAGACGGCAUCCUGUCAAAAACAAUGCGAUCGUUGGGACAAAUACCGGACACGUUGCCUAAAUGGAUUGUGCUGGAUGGUGAUCUAGAUGCGAACUGGAUCGAGUCUAUGAACUCUGUGAUGGACGACAACCGUAUUCUGACACUUGCUUCUAAUGAGCGCAUUCCUCUGAAACCUCAUAUGCGCAUGAUCUUCGAAAUACGAGACCUGCAAUUUGCGUCGCCAGCCACUGUUUCCAGAGCAGGAAUAAUCUUCGUUAGCGAUUCGACAGGGGAGCAGUGGAGGAGCUACGCGAGAAGCUGGCUUCAGCGUCAAUGCUGGUCUGAUGCAAUAAAAGCAGAUGUCGGGAAGCUGUUUGAAAAGUACUGCCCCUCGACGCUUGAAUUUGUUGAAAGACAAUGCAAGCUCAGUGUCCAGGUGUACAGCCUGCAAAUUGUAGCUGCCCUGUGCAAUAUGCAUCAUUACGACUCCGGCUUCUCUCAGCUCGAAGGACUCUACCAGGAGGAUCCCCAGGCACCUGAGUUUGCCUUUGUAUUUUGCCUCGUUUGGGCAGCAGGGGGCAGUCUGCAGGAAAAAGAUGGGAUCGACUAUCGCAGACAGUUUAACAACUGGUGGCGGUCGGAGUGGAAAGUGAUUAAAUUCCCCAGCAAAGGAUCUAUUUUUGAAUACUUUGUCGAUACUGCAAAAUUCGAGAGCUGGGAGUCAAAAGUACCCACUUUACAGCUCAAGGGAACAGAAGGCAUUGACAGCAUUUCGGUGCCAACAGCUGAAACCGUGUCUAUGCUGCACUUCUGCAAAACUAUAUUGAAGAUUCAUGCACCAGUUAUGUGCAUUGGUUCUGCUGGUUGCGGAAAAACCCAGCUGUGCAGAGCAGCUUUGUCAUCCCUGGAUGCAGAUGCCUUUUCAUCUUUUACGGUCAAUUUCAACUUUUACACAGAUUCCGCGCUGCUGCAGACACUUCUCGAACAGCCUCUUGAGAAGAAAGCGGGCAGGCAGUUUGGUCCACCGGGAAAGUGA